Cladocopium goreaui is the source of this 828-nucleotide messenger RNA. NCBI's taxonomy places the organism in Eukaryota, Dinophyceae, Suessiales, Symbiodiniaceae. The record is from the annotation of a GenBank genome assembly.
AUGCCUCCAAAGGGAAGCAAAAGGGCAGUUCCUGAGCAAGCUGUCCUGCCUGAAGCCAAGGCCGGAAAGAAGGCAAAGGCCAAGGCUGCCCCUGCACGUGCCCAGGACUCAAGUUUGAUGGCCAACUUGGCCGCCAACAGUUGUCCAGGAGCUAGCACUCAAGCCAUCACCUUGAAUGGCGCCAUGUGGUCCGAGCACCUUGAGAACGUGAGGGUGUUCAAGGAGCAAUGUGUUGCUCAAGAUGCCUGCCAGCUCUGCCCUGACAAGAAAAGUUUUGGGCAGGCUUACGAUGAAAAGAUGGCGUUGGAAAGUCUUGAAGCGAGCGCCGUUGACCAAGUCAAAGCCCACUGGUUCAGCAAGCCCAACGGCUUGGAUCAGCAGCAAGUCACAGUAGGCGUGUUGCAGCAAGAAGUUGGCUCCAAGAAGAUGCCAGCCUUUGGCACUUGGAAGCGUUUGAGCGCUGAGGAAUCCGUCAUUGCCUUCUUUGAGGCCGCCGGAGCAGAAGCCAAGAACGUGGAAGCAGGCGCCCAAGAUGAUCAGCUACAGAAGUGGCUGGCUCACUGCCUCUCCUGCCCGGUCUUGAUCCGUGUGGUUGCAGGUUCACAAGAGAUGGAGUGGGUUGCCCAACAGCUGAGAGAGGACCAGACACAACUUUCCUUUUUGGCCCGCACUCCAACGCGGAGGAUUUUCGAUGUGAUGCAGAAGCGCGAGGCCAUGGGUGUUUCUUACACUCCAGAACUGCUCUUGGAGCUGUACGACCAGAAGCUUAAGCUCAGUGCCAAGUCGGAGAAGCUCACGAGAGGACAUGUAAGUAUUAAAAUCUAUUAG